Molecule: messenger RNA, 2187 nt
Organism: Acaulospora morrowiae
Lineage: Eukaryota; Fungi; Glomeromycota; Glomeromycetes; Diversisporales; Acaulosporaceae
Source: the annotation of a GenBank genome assembly
AUGAGCGAAGUCACUCCAUUAUUAAAAAACCGUCCGGGAUCAGAUCCCUCUUACGGUCAAAAUUCCAGUUAUUCAGAUGCCUCUUUCGCGCAUGACUCUAGAAAGAAAGCUCAGAAUGCCCAUUCAUCUUCGAUGGCCCAUGCCGCUGAAAUGGAAAGGAUACGGAAAAGCCAGAAAACGUUCUUCAAACAUGCAGAGUCGAAACCUAACCUUAGACAACGAAUUGCGUACCAGUGUGACACUGGAAAAAGAGGAAGAAUAUGGGAAUUGGUUGAUGCCACAUUAUCUGUCAUGUUUUUUUCCUUGUAUAUUUGGAACACCCAAUAUGUGCUUCCCGACCACAAUCCCAUACCUUUUCCACAUUCCCUUCAAACAGCUGACAUGGUGUUGGCUUGUCUAAUUCUCGUCCAAUUCUUGCCUCGUGUUUGGUUGGACAAUGAACCUUUGCAGUAUGCUGGAAAUUUUUUCUCCACUUUAACAUGGGUCUCCGUAUUUCCGGUCAUAUUCGCAUACAUUCAAACGAUAUAUGACACAGAAAUGGACAAUACAUAUAUGGGAGUUGAAAAAUACGUAAGAAAAGCCCACGUGUCUGUGCAAAUGCUUUUUGUUCCUGCCCGAAAUUCGUUAUUCCAUUUUUCGGUGAUCACGAGGAAAGGUCUUAAGAUAGGCGUGACCAUUUUGUUUACUUUUCUCACGGUUGCUGCCUGGAUCCACAUCAUAUCAUUCAAGCAGAUUACCUCGCAUCUAGAUCUGAGUUUCUAUGACGCAUUUUGUGAGCAGUACAAAUGGUAUGAGCACGAAUCUCAUACCAGAGAACAGCUGGACGCGUUUGGUCAUCCUAAGUCAAAGUACGAUCAUGGGUUUAAAAGAAAGAAAGGUCAUCAACACGUUUUGGUUACUGGAGAUUUUAAUUCCACAAGCUUAUUUGAAUUCUUACGUGAGUUCUUUUGCCAAGAUCACGGAUUGGCAACUGUGAACACUUAUGUGGUGAUUUUGAAUCCCGAGGAGCCACCUGAUGACGUGGUAUUGUUACUUGAAGACCCGGCGUUCGUGAACAGGGUUCAAUAUGUCAAAGGAUCCUCCGCUUUUCGUCGAAGUCUUGUGAAAGCAAAAGCGGAAUCCGCUAGUGCGGCAUUUUUACUGGCUCCAAAAUUUACCAAGAAUGAUGACGAAAUUGAUGCGGCACAGCUCAUGAGAUCUUUGGCAUUGAAGAAAUACAAUAAUAACUUACCAUUAUAUGUUCAAGUUCACUUACCUGAAAAUAUAUCUCAUUUCGAUUUCUUGGCUGAGGGUGUGAUAUGUAUAGACGAAUUAACCAUGGGUCUUAUGGCUCAAAGUUUGGUCACUCCCGGAUUUACGUCACUUGUUGUAUUGCUUACCACUUCCGUUACCGAUAAAGUCGCGAAUGAAUUAACCCGUAACGCAACAAGACAAGAACCAGAAUUAAUGUGGGCGACCGAAUAUAUUCGUGGCAUGCAACAAGAAAUAUAUGCAGUUGAACUUUCUGAAUUCCAGGGAAAAACAUUCUUGGAAUGUUCCGAGCUUAUUUAUGUGCAUUUGCACGCAGUUCUUUUCUCCAUUGGGACCUGCAAGACAAGUGAAAAGACUUUCUCGACAUUAAUGAAAGACGACAAUUCUUCUCAUUUUCAAAUUUAUUUAAAUCCUCAGGAUUACAUGAUCAAGGGAAAUGAAAUUGGUUUCGUCAUUUCUGACGACGCUAGUAUAGUCUCCGGGGUGGCACAAUUUAAUCAUAAAAAAAAUAAACAAUUUGAUCCGUAUCUGGGAAUGCAAUUUCUUCAUUCAACCAAGAGUUUCUUCCAACUAAAUAGAAAGGAUGAGAACGUUGAUAAAGUUAAUAGUGAUCUUGAAAGAAAUGGAACGAAUGAGGAUUAUUCUACGAUUGUCAUAUCAGCGUCUCCACCCUCCACUCAAGUUCCCGAGCCAUCGAAUAUAAUAGAUGAGUCAGAAAGCAUAAGCAUGCUUCUAAAAUCCGAUACGGAACGAUCAGAAGUUUUACGUAAGAACAUCGAGAAGGCAAAGGCAUAUUGGGAUAAGCCAAUCGAUAACGGUAUCGAAGAAGUGCGAAAUCACGUUUUGAUAUGCAAUUGCUCGAACCUAUUCCCUGAAAAUCUGGAUAUCUUUGUAAUGACGCUUCGAGAAAGGAAUUCGUCAUGCCGGGAUAUGCCG